AUGCCAACGAAUUAUUCCUCAAUGUUGCAACAUUCUCUCCUUCUCCUUGGACUUUCCUUCCUUUUGAUGGUCGUAACUACCAGUAUUGGAAUGAAUGUUGUUUGGGGAGCUAACCCUGAAAGUGGUCAUGUGAAACACAUUGUUGCUUUCCGAUACGCCCAAAACGUCACACAAGUUGAGAAAGACCUCGUCAUGAAAACUUACUUUUCACUCAAAGAUCGAUGUGUCCUUCCUACCAAUGGAAAACCUUACAUUCUCGCCAUGGAUGGAGGUUAUCCCAAUUCACCAGAAGGUUUCGAUCAACACAUGGAACAGAUUUAUAUUUUGACAUUCAAGAAUGUUGCAGAUCGAGAUUAUUUCGUAGGAAGACCUUUCCAUUAUCCCUAUGAUCCACUUCAUGAUGCUUUUAAAAAGAUGGUCGGUCCCUAUUUGAGAACACCCAUUUCGGAAGGGUUAAUUGUGAUGGAUUUUACUGUCCUCAAUGAGCCCUAA
This is a messenger RNA of Naegleria lovaniensis, 492 nucleotides long. RefSeq lists its product as uncharacterized. The transcript has a single exon. Lineage: Eukaryota; Heterolobosea; Eutetramitea; Acrasida; Naegleriidae. The coding region runs from base 1 to 492 and encodes 163 amino acids. The record is from RefSeq and is a predicted model, not a curated record.